Juglans regia (Persian walnut) is the source of this 399-nucleotide messenger RNA. RefSeq lists its product as uncharacterized. The transcript has 2 exons. The coding region runs from base 1 to 399 and encodes 132 amino acids. Gene Ontology annotation, molecular function: RNA-DNA hybrid ribonuclease activity; nucleic acid binding. The record is from RefSeq and is a predicted model, not a curated record. Lineage: Eukaryota; Viridiplantae; Streptophyta; Magnoliopsida; Fagales; Juglandaceae.
AUGGGUAAUCCGGGUUCUUGUGGGAUUGGUGGGGUUAUUAGGGAUGCUUCUGGUGGUAUGGUUCAGGCUUUUGCUUCUUAUGUUGGGCUUGGUUCUAAUAAUAAGGCAGAGCUUUUGGCACUUCUUUAUGGGUUGAGAAGAUUUGUUUCUUGGUGGAAUAGAGGGCGAUGUGGAGUUUGGUAUCUGGAGGAUUUUUGGGAGGAAAUUGUUGAAUUAGCUUGCACGGUUCGUUGUCGGUUUCAACAUGUUUAUCGUGAAGGUAAUAGGGCUGCAGAUUGGUUAGCAAAGGCAGGUGCUUUAGGUUCUGAGUGGGUUGUGUCGAGUAGUGAUAAUUUGCCUCGGGUUCUUAGAGGUUUGAUCCGUUUGGAUUCUCUGGGAUUUCCGUCCUUGAGAUGUUAG